Molecule: messenger RNA, 8742 nt
Organism: Callithrix jacchus (white-tufted-ear marmoset)
Lineage: Eukaryota; Metazoa; Chordata; Mammalia; Primates; Cebidae
Source: RefSeq, a predicted model, not a curated record
AUGAGACAGCGCCGCCCCGGGCACGAGCCCCUCCCAGCCCGGGCCGCGAAGAGAGCCUGCGGGGCUGUCUCUGGGGGCCCUGGGAAACCGGGGCUGCAAACGGAACCAGAGGAUAGGGUUGGGGAGGAGGGGUCCGUGCCCCGCUCAGCCCCCGGCGGCUGCGGAGAGGGACCGGCCUGGCCCCGGAGGGUCUGCAGAAGAGACCUGGAGGCCGGCAGAGGGAUCUCGCGCCCUGCCCAGCCCCGGCCCGGGAGGGUUCUGCUGGGCUGUCCCGGAGGCAGCUGUAAAGGGGAUAAGGAGUCCCGGGAGUGGGAGGAAGGCACCAGCCGGGCGGCGGCUCCACAAAGGACGCGGGCCCGGGGCGCGGGAGAGGCGCGCGGGGAGGGGGCUGCAGCGCCGCGGCGCGCACACAAAGGCGGCAGGCGGCGGUGGGGGGGCUCGGCACUCACAGGGCGAGCGGACGCCGUCCAUGCUCGCGGCCCGGCGGCCGGGGCGGGCGGGCGAGGCAGGCACUAUCACGCUUCGAGGACGGGGUCCGAGUUCCGGGCGAGAUCCGCGCUGUGGUGGGGGCCGCGGCGACGCUCCGGCUCCUGCGCUCUGCUCUCUCGGGCCGGGCCACUGCGGGGCCGCGCUCCCGCGUGCUCCGGCCGGCUUCGCGCGGCUCCGCUCCCGCACCAGCUCCGACCCGGCGCGCGGGGAGGGCGGGACUCCGCUCGCCCCGCCCCGGACCAGCGCAGGGGGCUGGGCCUGGCACGCCCACCUGGCUGCGGAGUGGCGGGCGGGCGCGCGCGGCCACCUGCGGGCUGGCUACCUGGGCUCCCACCUGCGGCUCUUUGCUCGAGGCAGCGCUCCUGCCCUUUGAAGCUCUUUGGAACGCUCCGCAGAGCUGUCGAUUGCAGAGGACCCCGUUUGUUCCUGAAAGGAGGCAGCAGGCUCAACGCCUCAGCACGCCGCAGCCCGGCGCGCCAGACCUCAAAGCCCUGUGCCGGGACAGAAGGCAGACUAGGAAGAAAAGGACUAGGGGUAUCGCCAUCCUCGGGAGCCCGGCUUGGGGCUAAGCCUGGUGGGGUUCAGCGUGUCCUUUCCUGCCCUCACUUCACCACCAGGAACCAUGAGGACCUCAUCAUCACCCAGGGAGUCACUGAUGAUCAUUGUGCCCAUUUUACAGUAGAGCAAACUGAGGCCCCAAAGGCGGAAGUUACAUGCUCUAAAUCCCAGAACUUCCAAGACAGAGGCUGAGCUGGAAUGCCUUGGAUGGGAUAUGGAGAGGCUUUCAGAAACCCCUUGACCCAGUGUUCUUCCUUCCCACCUCUUCCAGAUGCCACCUCUCCUGAGAAGUCUUCCAUGAUCUCUCUCUCCUCCCUUCUCUAGACUCCCAUGGACAAGCUCUCUCUUGGGCGUCUCUGGCCCUACUGCUGCAGGUGGGCUGUGUCAGUAACUGUUAUGCUAAGUUCUGAGACUUGCUCCAGGCAAUGCCCUGAGCUAACACUCACCCUCACCCUAGCCUCCAUCACCCUAGGUGGGGAAACUGAGGCACAAGGGAGAGACCAGGGUAUUCUCAUCUCAGUCCCCCCAUCAGAUACACACACACUUCCAGAGAUGAAAAGAUGCUCCUGGGCUGUUGGCCCUGGAGCCCCUGGCACAAAGUAAGUCAUGUGACAUAAAAGCCAACAGAGGCAAUACUUCACCUUCACAAUGCUGAGAAGAAUAUGCCAAGCCGACUGUUACCCAGAGAAGCAGGACUUCCUGGGGCCCUGCUGGGCACUGACACUGGCUGAAACUAACUUGUGAGGAGCAAUAGUGCACACCUCUUCCCAGCAAUGCCACCCUAGGGCCUGAAAUCAGCAAUGUUGGGAGUAUUUACAGUAUGGAAAUUGGAAACACCUCAAAUCAGGACUUUUUGCCCCAGAGAGCCAGUAGUUAAACAGUGUGCUAGGCUUGGGACUACGCAUUUGGCACUUGCCUAUAAUUUAUAUAAUCUAAUCCUCACAUCUACCUUGUGAGACAGCCAUUCAGUCCGGGGCUCAAGUCCACUGGCAUGAGCCCUGAGCUCACAUGAGGAAGAGGCCAAACAGCAGACGCCAGCUUUGCAGGACUGAGAGGCCCCGACAGGGGUCUAAGUUGCAUCUCCUGGGGCAGGAGUCUUCCAGGUAGAGGUUGGGAGUGGAGAAAGAUCUUUUCUGUCUUCCUUGGAGGCUAAAGACCCUCAGCCUUGCUCCUAACCAGCUGAGUGACCUUGGGCAAGCCCUGGCCCUCCCUGAGCCUCAGUAUCCUGCUCUGCAGAGCAGGCUGAUCAUCCUGGCUUGCCCACCUUAAAAGGCUAACUAUUCCCUGGAGAUUCAGUCAAUCUCGGAAGGGCACCAAGUCCACAGACCUGUUCAUUAUGGGUGCGUUCAAGCCAAUCCAAGGGAAAACCAGGAUGGAACGGAGCUAAGCACCUUCUGAGACCAGCACACACCUAUCUGGCCUCCUCCUGCUCCCAACAGGCCAGACUGGCAGUGUGUGGGCAAAAUGCCUGUUGGCAUAGGAGAAGGUUCAUCAGCACCCAUGGCUGCUGCCCAUCCACACUUGUAGAUAUGCGUGGGAAAAGAUGGCUAUACCCACAAAUCAGCAGGGAGCUGCCCAGGCUGUGGGGAGUGGUGGACAGCCUGCCCCUGAGAGAAUACUGUGUACUCUCUGAGCCCUUAGGGGUGCUUUCACACAGCUGUGCUUACAAGGCCUCUCCAUGGUGGAGAGCUCAUUCUCUCUGCCAACCCAUGACCAUUAGAGUGCACAGCUAAGUCAGUAGUGGACAGGUCACAAUUUCCUCUGCAAGGAAUCUCAGGCUGGGCUCAGGAGCAAGCUCCUGACAUCCUAGCAGAUGGGGCUUGAGGGAUCCUUGGACAGACCUUGGAAAUGAGGACUUUAUGGCACUGGCUGUGUGCCCUUCGGCAGUUCACUGGAUAUCUCUGUGCUUACAUCUCCCUGCUGCUAAGACAGGGCGUGUAAGUACAGUGGUCUGCUUUGCUGGGUGUCCUGAGGCUAUAUGACCCAGGGUCAUGAUGUCAGCAUUUGUCUUUUUGGGGUCUUUUCUUUUCUUUUCGGAUGGAGUUUGGCUUUGUUGCCCAGGCUGGAGUGCAGUGGUGGGAUCUCAGCUUAGCUGACUGCAACCUCCGCCUCGUGGGUUCAAGCAAUUCUUUUGCCUCAACCUCCUGAGUAGCUGGGAUUACAGGUGCCCACCACCAGGCCCAGCUAACUUUGUAUUUUUAGUAGAGACAAGGUUUCACCAUGUUGGCCAGGCUGGUCUUGGACUCCUGACCUCAAGUGAUCUGCCCACCUCGGCCUCCCAAAGUGCUGGGAUUUGUUUUCGAUUUUUAGAACAGAUGAGUACAUUGAGGCCUCAGCCAGCGACUUUUCAAUUUUAAGUAACUUUCUGAAGGCCUCAGAGUGGAGAGAGUAACCUCUACCCACAGCUAUCACCUCAGCUUCUGCAGUGCCAGGGAGCCCUUUGGUGAGACGAGUUUCUCUCAAGUCCAGGUUAUGCUCCAGGCUAAUCCAGCCAGUGGGCACGUGUAGGCACACACCUGCUCCAUGGAGAUGCAGUUCCAGGAGCUGGGCCCCAGCAAGCAACAGGACCAUGGUGUCAGUUUGCUCAUCUGUGAGAUGGGCAUAAUGGUCAUGCCCAACAGUCUUGGUACACAGGAGGCAUUUAACAAAUGCACAGGGAGGAAGGGAGUCAGGGCCAGCCCCACUCCCUCUGCUCACCUCGGGGCCCAUCGAGGGUCACUGGGUGAAAGGAAUAGCAGGGUCUGGCUGUGCCCAGUGGAAGCUCCUCCACAUGUGCUCCUUGGGGCAGACCUGCCUCUCAGUGGGGUCAGGCAAUCUAUCUAGUGCUCAGGCCCCGUGUAGUCAGGACACUUGCCCGAGUGCCCCCUGGGUCACACCAUGGGAGGGUACCUGGUGGGAGCAUUAGAUGCGGAGGACAGUGCUGGAAGAACAGAGCCCAGGGAACCCUGCAGCCAGGCUUAGUGGCUCAUGCCUGUAAUCCCAGCACUUUCGGAAGCAAAGAUGGGCAGAUCAGCCAAGAUGGUGAAACCCCGUCUCUACUAAAAAUACAAAAAUUAGCCAGGUGUGGUGGAGCACACCUGUAAUCCCAGCUACUCAGGAGACUGAUGCAGAAGAAUCACUUGAACACAAGAGGUGGAGGUCGCAGUGAGCUGAGAUGGCGCCAUUGCAUUCCAGCCUGAGCAGCAGAGCAAGACUCUGUCUCAAACAAAUAAAAAAGAAUCCGGUUCCUCUGUUCUUCAAGAUGCAGGGCCCAGCAAGGGGUUCAAGGUUGACAGGUCCACAGAGGGAGGGGCUCCAUGCCCCAAGGACAAAAUAAGCAACGCAGUCCUGCAGCCCCUGGCGAGCGGCCACCUGAGGCGCCAGGGCCCACCCGCAGCCUGUCUGAUGGUGCAGGACUGGGUGGCGCCAGUCCCUCAGAGACAGGGGACAGAGCCCUGAGACAAGCUAAGGGGUCUAGCUGGCCAAUGACUGACAUACCAUGAUUGCCGAGUUGACACUGGCCCGUUCGUGGUGGAAAACCAACAGCGUUCUCCGGCGUGACAUAUUCCCAGGGGCCACGACAAAUCAUCGGGCAUGACUGGCAAGAAUUGGAAAUAAGGCUGUGUUAGCAGGGAGUUGAGGCUGACAUUUUCAAUGAAAUACCCAAGGUUGGAUUCGUUGGGGACCAGAACCGGCCAGGGUGACACUUGCUUUCAGCUUACGUCCAGAGCAGAGCGUGUCACAUGAAGGGCAAGCCAGGGAAGUGUCAGGAUUUUGCUUCUUCAGGGUGUGACCUUCCCAGGGGCAAUCUGGCCACAUCUCCUUGAUUGACCCCAAGCCUGGGCUGCCACAUGUUCCCUGUUGGCCUACAGGGGAGAGUGACAUCUGGGCCUAGAGAGAUGGGGGAGAAUGUGGGGCCAUCAGCGAAGGUCAGAGGGAGCUCUGGAAUGGGUGUGCUGUGGGAGAGGAUGGUGAACUUAGCUUGGCCUGCUUCCCUGCUGCUGCUAGGGACAUCUGGUCACCAGAGCCAGAGACGGGUCUGGAGGGUAGAGGGAGGGGGUGCCAUGUUCUAGAAUAUAGUCCUUAUUUCUCUGUUUUUAAUAAUUUAAAAAAAUUAUGUAACAUUUUCUUUACUCGCAAAUUUCAGAACACAUUGAUUUUUAAGUAACAGCUUUGUUUAGAUAUAAUUCAUGUAACAUAAAGCUCACUCUCGUAAAGUGUGUGAUUCGGAGGUUUUUAGUACAUUCAGUGUUGUGCAACCAACCAUCACCUCUAUCUAAUUCCAGAACAUUUUCAUCACAUAGGAAAGAAUCCCUGUUCCUGCUAGCAAACUCUCCCCAUUCCCUCCUCCCCUCAGCCCCUAGCACCCACUGGUCCACUUUCUGUCUCUGUGGAUUUGCCUAUUCUGGACAUUUCACAUAAAUGAAAUCAUACACCUUUUGUGCAUUCUUUCACUGAGCAUCAUGUUUUCAAGGUUCAUCCAUAUUCUAUAGCAUGUAUCAGAAUUUCAUUUCUUUCUUAGGUCCAAGUAAUAUUCCGUUGUCUGAAUAUAUGAAUUUUUUUUUUGAGACUGAGUUUCGCUCUUGUUGCCCAGGCUGGAGUGCAAUGGCACGAUCUCAGCUCGCCUCAACCUCCGGGUUCAAGCAAUUCUCCUGCCUUGAACCUCCACCUCCUGGGUUCAAGCAAUUCUCCUGCCUCAGCCUCCCGAGUAGCUGAGAUUACAGGCCUGCGCCACCAUGCCUGGCUAAUUUUGUGUUUUUGGUGGAGACAGUCUCUAUGUUGGUCAGGCUGGUCUUGAACUCCCAACCUCAGAUGAUCCGCCCGCAUUGAUUACAGGCCUGCACCACCAUGCCUGCCUAAUUUUGUGUUUUUGGUGGAGAUGGGAUUUCUCCAUGUUGGUCAGGCUGGUGUCAAACUCCCAACCUCAGGUGAUCCACCCACCUUGGCCUCCCCCAAAUUGCUGAGAUUAUAGGCGUGAGCCACCAUGCCCAGUCAUAUUUAUUUAUUUAUUUAUUUAUUUAUUUAUUUAUUUAUUUUGAGACAGAGUCUUGAUCUGGUCACCCAGUCUGGAGUGCAAUGGUGUGAUCUCGACUCACUGCAACCUCUGCCUCCCGGGUUCAAGUGAUUCUCCUGCCCAGCCUCUGGAGUAGCUGGGAUUACAGGUGCCCACCACAAAACCCAGCUAAUUUUUUGUAUUUUUAGUAAGAGGGGAUUUCACCGCAGUGAGCCGCGAUCGCGCCACUGCACACCAGGCUGGGCAACAGAGUGAGACUCCAUCUCAAAAUAAAUAAAUAAAUAAAUUCAUAAGACAAGGUGCAGUGGCUCAUGCCUAUAAUCCCAGCACUUUGGGAGGCUGAGGCAAGCGAAUCACCUGAGGUCAGGAGUCUGAAACCAGCCUGGCCAACAAGAUGAAACCCUGUCUCCACUUAAAAUACGAAAAAAAAAAAAAAUGCCAAGCAUGGUGGUACACAUCUGUAAUCCCAGCUACUCAGGAGGUUGAGGAAGGAGAAUCGCUUGAACUCAGGAAGCAGAGAUUACAAUGAGCCAGCAUCGCCCCAUGGCACUCUAGCCUAGAUGACAGAGUGAAACUCUGUCUCAAAAAUAAAAAAUUACAAACAGGCCAGGCAUGGUAGCUCACGCCUGUAAUCCCAGCACUUUGGGAAGCCAAGGCAGGAGAUUACCUGAGGUCAGAAAUUUGAGACCAAUGUGGCCAACAUGAAAAAACCCGAUCACUACUAAAAUACAAAAAGUUAGUCAGUAGUAAUGGCAGGUGCCUGUAAUCCCAGCUAUUCGGGAGUCCAAGGCAAAAGAAUUGCUUGAAACUGGGAGGCAGAGGUUGCAGUGAGCUGAGAUCGCACCACUGCACUCCAGCCUGGGCAACAAGAGUGAAACUCCAUCUCAAAAAAAAAAAAAAAGUGUUUUAAGUCGUGCCCAGUGUCACUACCUCAGCACAAUCCCUGCUGCAGACCCUGCAGCAGGCACACAUCUAUCUGUUUGCAGCUGUCUACACGAGAGUGCAGAUCAAAUAAGUGAACGUGAUUGAACAUUUUUCUUCUAACUACAAAGGGAUUAUUUAAUUUUGCUUGAUUAGACUCAUACCAGAUACAAGGUCAUAUUUCCUGUUUUUAGCCCUUCAAAUGUCCUGGGAUGGCAAGUAUUUGAGAUCCCCACCCGGACUCCUGCUAAAGGGGGGCCAGCCCCAGGCGUGGACAUCGUUGCCCCUCAGCCUCCACUGACCAGAUCACUGCCAAACUGCACCAGGUAGUUCCUUGCCCCAGGAACUGGAACGAGGAAUCUUGAGAAGCUGGAGACUCAGUCCAAAUUGCUUGUGCCUGUCCCUGGAAGUGCCUGGCUCAUUCAAACUGAAGGUGUGCCUAGAUGGACGUGAGGCCGUUAUCAAACACCUGUUAGCCUACUGUGCACAUGGCCCAGUGCUCACCUGGGAAAAUUACUGCAGCGCAUGACAGACUGCGUGGGAGGCAUCAUCCACGUGGGACAGCAGGGAAGCUGCCCAUAUGAGGGGCACAGAGCCCAGGUUUAGGAGACGAAGAAGAUGAUAAGACAAUGUCAUUUCCUAGAGGAUCCAAGCGGGAGGGCUCCUAAGAAUGCCACACAAUCCAGGAGCUGGAUCUACAGCUUAUACAGUUGAUCCCUGGAUCCAGGGGAGUCAUGCUUUAUAGUCUCUGCAAACACUGAACUAGCGAAUCCCAAACCAUGUGUCCCAGGGAAACACAACACACUUUCCAAUCAGCUCCAUGUACCGAUUGGCAAAUUUUCUCUCCUCUUUCUGGAUGGACAGUGGAUUCAUUAACACAGAACCUCUGUCAACAGCACUGUAACUGACAGCACCAUAACUCACACAUGAAGAAAGCUUGUCUAACACAUAUUUUCUCCCCCAGGCACAUCACAGCUUCUCUAUGCUUAACAGCACAGGGCAGCUCUUCAGCGCAAUGCCUGCAGCCGUUCGAAACAGCAACAUCACCAACAAAGCCCCCAGAAAGUGCAGCACUAAAUAGGACGCAGAAGACCGACAACCCAUGAGAGAAAGGGACAAACAUAAGUAGAGAACUAACAGAAAAGUAAUACAAAUGGGACGGGUGUGGUGGCUCACACCUGUAAUCCCAGCAGUUUGGGAGACCGAGGUGGGUGGAUUGCCUGCGCUCAGGAGUUGAAGACCAGCCUGGGCAACAAGAUGAAACCCCAUUUCUACUAAAACACACACACACACACACACACACACACACACACACACACAGAGUCGGGUGUGGUGGCAUGUGCCUGGAACCCCAGCUACUCGGGAGGCUGAGGCAGGAGAAUUGCUUGAACUCAGUGCAUUCAGAUCACCCCACACCACUUCAGCCUGGACAACAGAGUGAGACACUGUCUCAAAAAGAAAAAAGCCUCCUAGAUAUAAAAAAGUACAACUUUGCUCAUGAAAAGAAAAUUGCCAAUUGAAACCACAGUGAGAGCCCUCAUGACUCCAGGUUCUACCUAUUGGGCUAGCAUGAACAAGGAAGCGUGAAAGUGCACUGAAAGGGUUGGCCGUGGGGACAGACCCUCCCAUGCUUUGCUGGGGGCAGCCAUCCACUGUUUGCACCAAGGAAAGACACAAAUGCCUGGGGUCUCUGAGGCGGGGUCCUUCCCCAGGAGCUUGCUCUGGAGUGUGCACCUGAGCAUUCCCAUGUACAGGCUCAAGAACAGACUAUUUCACUUUGA